Molecule: messenger RNA, 1611 nt
Organism: Diplodia corticola
Lineage: Eukaryota; Fungi; Ascomycota; Dothideomycetes; Botryosphaeriales; Botryosphaeriaceae
Exons: 4
Coding region: 1-1611 (536 amino acids)
Source: RefSeq, a predicted model, not a curated record
AUGGUGGGGGAGAGCUUGAUCGCCCGCCCGAGGCGCUCUGGCCAUCAGAUUGCCGCUCCCAUCGCAAAGGCCUACCUUCUGGCAUACGCAUCCAUUGCUGGCCCGCGUCUGGUUGCCGUUGGAAUCGCCCUGUUCCGCCGCAGAGCGACUGCAAGCGCCUCUUUGGCCAAGGCGUGGCGGGCCCUGAAACAAACAGCAGCAUGGAAUCACUUCCCAGCAUUCUGCGCUGUCCUGAUCGGUGGCUCUAUCAACUUCCAGGUUCCGCUGCGGGUUGUCGCUCAAACCCUUUCCAAGUGGCUCCGCCGCCACCAUGUCAACGUCAAUUUAGCCUUCGUGGAGCUACUGGUCAAGUUCACCGCGGCUCUUAUUGCCGCCAGCAUCAGCUUCGAGAUCUUGAAUUCUAAACCUAGCCAACCCUUGGACUAUCGUCUCCCAACCGGAACAGCCUCCGCUCCUACCACGACGGCGGUAUCAAAUCAAUCGGAAAACUACACUACUCCCACGACUGAAGAUGCUCUCUCACGCGCCGCCGUGGCGAAAGUUGGCUCUCCAGUCCCUCCCCUGUCCCCGAAGGCGAUGGGCGCAUCGUCUGUGUGCAUUUCCUCCGAGCCCCUAGCUGGCCGAACUAUGGAUCUGACCCUUUUUGCGGCGACCCGCUCUCUUGACAUUAUCAUAGCCCCACUCCUUCUGAAGAGCAAGUCACGCACCGGCCGUCAUAUCGCCAAGUCUUCAACACCAUUGCUCUUUGCACUGUCGUCGGCCGUGAUAAUGCACGCGUGGUUCUACACUCCGUAUAGGUUGCCGCAGGCGUAUAACGAUUGGAUCUCUUCUGCCGCACAAGUGGAUCCUCGCCUCGUCACUGCCUUGCGCCAUGCACGUUAUGGCAAAUUCGUUUACGGAAGGGAAACCGGGAUAGAGCCUCUACUUGGUAGCAUGUGCCGCGAUUACGGAUGGCCAGAGGAGUGGGGCAAUCCGGCAAAGACAAUCCCCGUGCCGUGCGAGAUGGUGCACAUGGGCUGCGGACCGAGCUGUGAGAGGCACGCGUGGAGUCGCUUUGUCCGAGCUUGGUCUUUCGCUGCUCGCAUGUAUAUGCCUCUGCAACUGCUUGUCCUGAUCAGACGAGUGCGGAAAGGUGGCGGAUCCACAAGGUCCCUGGCCGAUGGCUUUGUGCGUGCCUUGCUGGAUGGAAGCAGAUCGUCCGCCUUCCUCGGCGCUUUCGUCUCCCUGUUCUAUUACGGGAUGUGGGAUGGCGGCUUAUGCGUCCUGGCUGGCUGUCUGCUCUGCGGCUGGAGCGUGCUUUUCGAGAAGGUACAGAGGCGGACGGAGAUUUUGUUCUUCGUGCUUCCGAGGGCGGCAGCGGUAUGGUUCCCGAGAAGAUACUUGAAGACGGUGAGUGCAUUCAAAGCCAUUGCCAUUGCCUUUGCCGAACCCUUUCCUCGCAACAGUUUGCUGUACAGUGCUGACAUCUUCAUGGCGCAGAAUCAAUGGCGAGAACAUGUGGCGUUUGCUCUCAGUGCUGCCGUCAUACUCACAGCUGCUCAGGAGCGCCCUGAACGGGUGAGGGGUGUGUUCGGAAAGCUUCUGGGCAGUGUGGUCAAUACCAAGGCAUAG